ACUCAUUCCUGUCUCUUAUCUGACACGCGUCUUCAUCGCUGCGGUAGAAUGGCUCCAAAAAAGGUAGAAGCAAAAAAGCCGGAAGCAAAAAAGCCAGAAGCAAAAAAAGAGGCGCCUAAGCCAGCACCUCCACCCGAGCCGGAGAAACCCAAAGUGCCAGAGUUUGACCCGAAAAGCAUUACGAUUGAGUUUACAGCCGAACAGAUCGAAGAGUUUAAAGAGGCAUUCAUGCUGUUCGACAGAACGCUUGCUGGGGAAAUGAAGAUUACUUACGCUCAGUGCGGUGAUGUCAUGAGGGCGCUGGGUCAGAACCCCACCAAUGCAGAAGUCAUUAGAGUACUGGGCAAACCAAAAGCUGAGGAAAUGAACACCAAACUGAUCGAUUUUGAGACAUUCCUGCCAAUGUUCCAACACGUGUCCAAGUCUAAAAACCAGGGCACGUUUGAGGAUUUUGUUGAGGGGCUGCGGGUGUUUGACAAGGAGGGCAAUGGCACCGUAAUGGGGGCUGAACUACGCCACGUGCUUGCAACUUUGGGUGAGAAGAUGACCGAAGCCGAGGUAGAGCAACUGAUGGCAGGACAGGAAGAUGGAAACGGCUGCAUCAACUAUGAAGCUUUUGUAAAACACAUCAUGGCUGGAUAAACGAAAGAUGUUAGGGGAAUUAUUAAGAAUGACUUGAAUUAUUAAUGUAAUACUAAUGUUUUUAUGCAAUUACAGUACACCAACAAUAAAUAUCUGUAGUAAAUACUUCACAUUAUGUUAACAUUAUAAUGAAUGAUAUUGAGCUUUCUAAUUUAGAUUUAAAAUGUCAUAUCCCACACUCUAAAAAUGGCUGGGUUAUUUUUGACCCAUAAAUAUUGGACAGAACACAUGCUGGGUUAAAAAUGACACCAUGCUGGGUUAAAAAUAACACAAUGUUGGGUUGUUGUUGUUAUGCAACCAUGGAUUACAAUAACCCAAUAGUUGGCAUUGGGUCAAUUUUAACACAGCGGUGUGUUCUGUCCAAUAUUUACCCAUUAUGGGUCAAAAAUAACCCAGCCAUUUUUAGAGUGCACAGUUUUCUCUCUUAUCCUAUAAUGUGACGGACCUCUGCAGUUAUCAACAAUCCCUCAGAACAACAACACUUUACAUUAAUGCCCAUGAACUAGCUUUCUGUUAAAGGAGUAAACAUUACAUGUUGCAAAUUAAUUACAUUUGUUUGUUUAUUGCUGAAACUGCUUGUAACAUUACAGUUGUUUUUACAUAAAAUCGCAUCAAAGAUGUUGUGUCAAAGUUUAAAUGUUUAAACAUUUUAUAUGAAUAUUAAAAAAUAUAUAAUAUAAACUUAUCUCUGCUC
Paramisgurnus dabryanus is the source of this 1336-nucleotide messenger RNA. RefSeq names its product myosin, light chain 4, alkali; atrial, embryonic (gene myl4). Gene Ontology annotation, molecular function: calcium ion binding. Gene Ontology annotation, cellular component: myosin II complex. The record is from RefSeq and is a predicted model, not a curated record. Lineage: Eukaryota; Metazoa; Chordata; Actinopteri; Cypriniformes; Cobitidae.